Hepatospora eriocheir is the source of this 519-nucleotide messenger RNA. The record is from the annotation of a GenBank genome assembly. NCBI's taxonomy places the organism in Eukaryota, Fungi, Microsporidia, Hepatosporidae.
AUGAAAAACAAUAAAAACUUAUAUACUGGGAUAUUUGUUGUGUUAGUAGGUAUUGUUAUUGUAAUAAUGGUGUUAUUAAAUGAAUUUUUUAUAGUUACACCUGAAGAGAGAAUUAAGUCUGAGAAUGAAAGUAUUAAAAAUAGGAAAGUUUUAUAUGAAAUUAUUGAAUUUUACUUAUCAAAGAAUAAUGAUAUUAAGUAUAUUAGUAGUUGUGAAUUUAAAAGUAAGUUAGUUGAGUUAGUUAAUUUAUUUAAUGAAUGUGUGAAUUAUGAUUUUAAAAGAUUGUUAAAAGAUAAGAUUAAAUUAAUUAACAAUAUUAUUGGUUUAAUUAAUAGAAAUAACUUAGUUGAAUUAGAUAAACCACUUAUUGAAGAAAUUAAUUUAUUUAAUGAAGUUUUAUUAAAUUUAAAAGAUGGUAAUUUGAAUUCUGAUGAUUAUAAUGAAUUUAAAUCAUACUUUAUUUCUAAUCCUGAAUUCUUUGAUAACCUUUUAAGUUAUUCUAAGAGAUUUAUUAAUUAA